UCGGGCGGUAGGGCUGCCGUUUUUAUUUUUUAUGAGCUCUGCGGGAUAGUGCCAGGUACUGGACAUUAUUGUGAUGACGACACUCUGCGAGAAUCGAUCCACUUGAACGCGCAGCGUGGCUUUCUCAACACGUGCUGUGCACCGCGCACGUGCUGUAUUGAAGUUCCGAGCCCCGUCUGGAGUCGGGGCGGAGGAGGCGCAAUCAUCAACCCCGUGUGUGACUCAGCCUCCGAGCAACGCCUUCCUUUGUGCCGCCCCAAGUAUUCGCACUGAGCGGGUGCGCUGGCAAGAUACAGUUGUGCCGUCGUUCAAUCAUGACAGAAUCUGUGCACGCAACUAAAGCCCUUCGGUGGAUUCGCUCGCAUCGUUCCGUCGUCGCCGUGACGCCGAGUGUCCGUGGAGGCUUGUGUUUUCCUUUUCCGUAGAUCGUAGCAGUCGUGCGUUUUUUGUCGUAUUUCUUUCCGCUUAGGCGUCGGCGUGACGUCCCGCUGAUUUGCCGUUAUUUGUUGUGCCGUUGUACGCUCCCCUACUCAGAAACAUAUGUCGACUUCGCCCGCCCCACUGGGUGCGUGAUCCGUGCCACAUUUCAGGCGAGACCCUCAAGCCACGUCGAGGAAGGCCUUAAUUCUGCGUGCGCUCUUCGUGAGAAUUCACCCUCCCGGUUUCGCGAAUAGAGUUCCCCGUAAUAGGUGGAGUGUGCGCGAAACCAGGUGGAUCGUUGAAAAGAACGAUCAAGUGCGCGGGAAAGGACUUCUAAGAGAAAUCGAGCAAGACGACCGGUGAGUCUAUACCCUCCGAAUUUUUGGAAGCGCUGCUAAACACGAAAAACGGCCAAAGGCGGCAGCUGCUGCGCAUCUCCAACCGGCACGAGCGAGCCGCUGAAAAGAGGAAACCUGUAUUGGCUGGCCAGCGCGCGCACGGCACUAAUAGACAUGGCCUUGAAGCCGCUGGCCUUCUAAGGAGAAGCGACGGCGAUAGCGGAAACAAAGUUACCAGUUUGUGAACGAAUAAUAAAACGAAACGACAGCUGCCAUGUCGCUCAACCGCUACCCGACAGGGCCCGAUGGCGUGCGCCAGAAGCCUCGCCGCCACGAAAUACCGUGGCAGAUGGACUCCAGCCCACUUUACAUAAGGAGACAGGACCACUUGAACGACCGCAUGCGCGCCCUGUACGUGAGCGAACCCACGACACAGCCGCCGCCGCCCCCCGUGACGUUCACGAGCCCGACGACUCGGCAGCAAACGCCGCUGGCCGGUAGAAACCAUCAGUAUUACCACCAGCGACAGGACCCCCGUGGCUCGUCCGAUUACGACAACACGCCACCUGAACCACCGAAAAGGACGAGCUCUGCGUCCAUGAGCGCAUCCUACGACUCUGCAUCCACCUCCUCGUCAUCCCUGCAGUACAGGAACGGAGGAGGUGGUGGCUACGGUGCCGGCAGUUCUUCCAGGUCUAAUGAGGGCCUCUACGCAUCGCCGGGAGCACCAGCACUCGCCCCCUUGGCUGUGGAGGAGGACUGUGAGGCAAACUUCCUGAUGUCGCUCGAAAAUUUGGCAUGUACCCGUUGUGGGGACGGUUUUGAGCCACAUGAGAAGAUUGUGAACUCCCACGGUGAAGUCUGGCACCAGGCUUGCUUCGUCUGUUGCCAGUGCUUCCGGCCAUUUCCUGAAGGCAUCUUCUAUGAGUUCGAGGGCCGCAAGUACUGUGAGCAUGACUUCCACGUUCUCUUCGCACCCUGUUGUGGCAAGUGUGGCGAAUUCAUCAUUGGUCGCGUCAUCAAGGCCAUGAACAACAACUGGCAUCCACAGUGUUUCCAAUGCGAGAUCUGCACUAUGCCGCUUGCAGACCAAGGUUUCAUCAAAAAUGCUGGGAGGGCUCUGUGUCACGAGUGCAAUGCAAAGGAGAAGGCUGCAGCCUGCGGAAAGUACAUCUGCUACAAGUGCCAUGGCAUCAUUGAUGACAUGCCACUCAAGUUCCGCAGUGAGCCCUAUCACCCGUACCAUUUCAACUGCACCACUUGUGGUGUUGAACUGACUGCCGAGGCACGUGAGGUCAGGGACCUGUAUUGCCUCCGCUGCCACGACAAGAUGGGCAUCCCCAUUUGUGGCGCUUGCCGACGGCCGAUUGAGGAACGAGUGGUCACUGCUCUUGGCAAGAACUGGCAUGUCGAGCACUUCGUCUGUGCCAAAUGUGAGAAGCCAUUUCUUGGCCACCGGCACUACGAGAAGAAGGGCUUAGCCUACUGCGAGACGCACUACCACCAGCUGUUUGGCAACCUGUGCUACAUCUGCAACAAUGUCAUUGGAGGGGAUGUGUUCACAGCGCUGAACAAGGCCUGGUGUGUCCACCAUUUUGCCUGCUCGGUGUGUGACCAGAAAAUGAGCCAGAAGACAAAGUUUUUUGAGGUGGACCUGAAGCCUGUUUGCAAGCGGUGCUUCGAAAAGUUUCCAAGCGAUCUGAAAAAACGACUGAAGAAAUCUUACGAAGUCAAUUCAAAGAAUAACACCUGGCAACCCUGUGCAUAAGGAGAGCAAGGCAGCUUAUCUUUGCUCUGUGCAACCUUUUAAUCAACUAGUGUGCCAAGCUUACAAGAGUAAUAUAUUUACUAUAUUACGCACAGUUCUGUAGUUGUCACAUAGCCAGGGUCUUAAAUUGUGCAUUGAUUCUACAGAUACUUGUUGAUGUUGUUUACAUGUUAACAAUGCUGCUGUUGCUGUUGACGUCAGUAUAUUUGGAAUUGACCUUUGCGAGAGAGAGAGAGAGUGAAAAAUUUAUCAGUGGUGUUGCCAGUGGUGAACAUUUUAGCAUUACAAAAUGGGCAUGUUCACUGCUGGUAACAGAGCCAUGAGUUCUGUAAUUAUGAAAACUUAUUUGUGCCUUCUCAAAGUUAUCGCUUUCACAGUGAUUACUUGAAGAAAUGAAUUAGCAAAUGAUUUCGUUGUUAAAACUUUAGGCCUUCUCCUAAUUUUCUCUUUAAAUGCUUACUGGCAUCGGGAUGUCCUUUGAAUUAGAAGCAUCAGUGCAUUUCGAGACAUCUAUUGAAAGGAAGGUCUGUUAGGAGAUUUAUGACUCGAGCGUUUCUCCCAUGCUUAAAAUGUUGUAUAUUAGUGAUGGCACACAAUCUUCUUAAUUUCAUACACAGUAACAUGAUUACAUUGUUCUUCAUGUGCUUCUUGAAUGUGAGAUAUGAGGUGUAGAAAUUAUCUGCUGCAAAGAACAUCACUGUUCUCAUAAAUCCAGUCAGACGCUGAGUUAUAUAUUACCUCAUCAUACCAUUUUCAAUUGUUAAGAAUUUCAUUUUGGAAUCUCAUUUUUCUUUCCACAAAUUGUAUGAACCAUUCUGCAUUCAAAGGUUUUUUACAGUAAGGGCUUGCUGCCAGGAUGCUUUGGUUCCACGAACUUUUUCAGGCAUAAAAGAAAAGUGUUGGAAAUGUUAGCUCUUAGAAUUCACAAAGCCUCUUGGCUUGAAUUUCAGCUACAUAAUUCAUUAUGAAUGAUUAUUUUUGUUUUAUUAGAGCUCAUUUAUACAAGGCUAAUAAGGUAUACAUGGCUGUUCUUAUUCUUCGUCCCAAUUUAAGAUUCUGCAGUAUUUUGCAGAAUGUCUGAGGCAAGGUUAAGCCAUUAUCUAGUCUUCUCACGCAGAGCACAACUCAGUCUAUCCAUUCAGACGCACACCGAGGUCUUAUGUUUCUCAAAUUCGCACAACGAAGUUGCUUGGCACAUGUCAAUGGGCCAGCGUGACUUCAUUUUACGUGGCCGGUGGUUUUUUUUUUCUUUUUUUUUCCAAAGUGCAUUUUACAUGUCACGCACAAAUCUGACUAGCAGUGACUCAUCGGUCAAUCUCAGCAGUUCAUGUAUUUAUCUUCUUUUAGAUCAUUUCUUUUUACUGUAUAAUUGCUACCACCUACUUUCCUAUAACUGUGAGCAUUUUGCAUCUUUAUCCACUCAAGCGUACUUAUCCGAGAGAUUUUAACUGCUGCUGACAAUGAAUCAUCACACUUCCUUCCUGCCUCGUUUUACUUUCACAGCCACAUUUUUCACGGCAAGUGCUGUAGUGUUGAGAGGCUUCUUCACUGCAAUGCCAUCAUGAUCUGUUUCUUGUGUGCAACCACAACUUGCGCUGCUGACAUUGUUACGACCACUUGUAACUAGUUAUCAGCUGCUGUUGUCACGAUCUGACCAUGACAUUUUAGCCUCUUUACUGCGCCUUUUUGUUUGUCUUAUAAUUUAGAUGCAUGUCUUGCUUAGGUCAUCCAAAACACUCAUGCCUUUUUGCAUUCACUGUUCAAGCAUUUUGCAGGCGCGCAUAGAAAGGAUGUAUAGUACUUUAUUUGCUGACGCUAGAAACAAAUUUCCCCAACAGGUUGAUUAAAGUGUAUGUGUCUGAGGGAGGGGAGGAGCAUGCAUUCAUUGUGCACUGUAACAUAAUGUUCUAUCUGAAUAGUGCCAACUGAUUAUCUGUGUUUAGGGAAUAAAGCAAGAGAUGUUCUUAAAUAGUAGUUUAAGUUGUCCUACAGCAGGCUUAUUAGGCUGUAUUUAGGUUAGCAUCUUUAUUUUAUUCUGUAAGGAUGUGGUUUCCAAGCUGACCUAUUCUCUAACAAACCAAAAACGUAAAUUGUGCAAUGGGCAUGCCUUCACCCUCCUGUUGUUGAAAAGAAAAGAAACGUAGGCAGCAGUGACUUCACCAUGACACAUGUUAGGUCAUUUUACUAUAAUGCAAAGCUUUGCAAUGCGAGGGCAGGGUAUGGACAGCAGACAGGCUUAUGAAUUGUUUGGAUAGGUUCAAUGUCGAGUUCAACUUAAAGUUGCGAUUUCGUGACCCACUCUCAUUAGCUUUACAUUUGUUAAUCAGACAGACAACGAACUUUAUUUUUACAUUUUUUAACCUUUUUUCUUUAGCUGCCUCACAAAUUGCAGUUGACAUUGUUGUAACCCUUCCUGGUGGUCACAACUUGUAGUUUUGGUCAACACAGAUGUAAAACAUGGCUUUUGAUACAAGCUAGCUUUUAUAUUGAUUUAGUUAUGGUUGUAUGAGAUUACAUAUGAAUUUCCUUCUUUCAUGCACACAAAGUACACGCUCACAUUGUGUAUUCAUGAUAGCCAACUAAGUUUACAUGGUAAUCACUCCGGAAUAGCUACAGAGGUGUCAGAAGUGUUAAUCGAUAGUGUCAACAAGGGUACCUAUGAAUACAGUAAUGCACAUUGUUAUUACCUGUGCCUUAUUAGAUGACAGGUCUAUUUAUACUGCUGUUCUCGUUUUUACUGUGCAUGUUGUUGAAGCGUUUAAUUUGAUGCCAUGCAUUGUUGCACUAAAAUCAAAAUGCUGAUAUGUAUAUCCUGUCUAGGAGCCGAGACAGUUUCUAGCACUUAGUGCCUGGAAUAGGCUGGCUUUUGCGUGUGCCCUUUUGUUAACAUACUUCGUGUCUUAAUACAACACGUCUUUGUUCAAUAGACGCUCACCAGUGCUUUUGCACACAGCAUUAGACGCCUUAUAUAUUUUGAAUUUAGCUGUCUUAUGUGAGGCUUGGUAAGCACAGAUCCUACUCGAAAUAUUCCUCCUAGUUUGAAGCACUGAAAAUGAGGAUUAUGCAGCCAUGUAAGAACAAAUGUUUAGCACUGUUGUCAUUGAUUUUGCCACGCGUUUUUGUUGUAACGUGAAAGCUUGUAAUGCCAUAAUUAUUCAUUGUACCCAUCAAGAAUUAUCACCUAACUGCUUCAUUACUGCACAUCAUCAUGCAAUAGGUGCCUUUGUCACAUAUGUCCGUGUGUACUAACCUUUUGUCAUAGACAGUGCUGUUUUAGCAUACUGUUAGAGCAUGUUUAACGUCUGUUGUCAAUGCUUGUAUAGAUUUUGUAGCAAAUAUGUGCCACUUUUAUUUUGCGAGGACAAUAAAGCUACCCUGUUUUAAACCAA
Rhipicephalus sanguineus (brown dog tick) is the source of this 5915-nucleotide messenger RNA. RefSeq names its product LIM and senescent cell antigen-like-containing domain protein 1 (gene stck). Gene Ontology annotation, biological process: cell-cell junction organization; cell-cell adhesion; positive regulation of integrin-mediated signaling pathway. Gene Ontology annotation, cellular component: cell-cell junction; focal adhesion; cytoplasm. The record is from RefSeq and is a predicted model, not a curated record. NCBI's taxonomy places the organism in Eukaryota, Metazoa, Arthropoda, Arachnida, Ixodida, Ixodidae.